Messenger RNA from Eimeria tenella, 351 nucleotides. RefSeq lists its product as uncharacterized. The coding region runs from base 1 to 351 and encodes 116 amino acids. The record is from RefSeq and is a predicted model, not a curated record. Lineage: Eukaryota; Apicomplexa; Conoidasida; Eucoccidiorida; Eimeriidae. The transcript has 3 exons.
AUGCGGAAAUGUCCCAGAACGAGUGGCUGUCGCUGCUGCUCAGCGCCGAGGUCUUCCUCUACUGCGGACACCAGGGGGGCGAGCAGUUCGUGGAUAUGUCUCUGCUGCAGCGUUGUUUGCUGCUUCCGGAGGAGCCAUCAGCAGCAGCAGCAGCAGCAGCAGCAGCAGCAACUACUGCUGCUGCUGCGCAGGCGCCGCAGCCAAGACCUGCAGCACAGGCGGCUGUGCUGCUCUGCGGCUGCAGCAGCGCCCAACUCCGCAGCAGCAGCGACGGCGGAGAGCCAACAGGGACAGUCGUCGACUAUCUUUGUGCAGGAUGCCCUAUGGUUGCAGGCAAUUUGUGGGCGGUGA